Messenger RNA from Cercospora beticola, 1527 nucleotides. RefSeq lists its product as uncharacterized. The record is from RefSeq and is a predicted model, not a curated record. Lineage: Eukaryota; Fungi; Ascomycota; Dothideomycetes; Mycosphaerellales; Mycosphaerellaceae.
AUGGCCCCUCGAACGCGGUCCACCGCCAUGCGCCUCGUUGAAGAUGUGUCGGAAGAAGAAGAAGAAGAAGAAGAAGAGGUUCCUUACUCCUCCGACAACGAAAUCGACCCAGAGACUGGUGAUCCUCUACCUUUCACAUCAGCUCACAAACGCAAAGUUGAACGCGAAAACAACUUUCCACCAGGAGCCUUGACAGAAGCGUAUCGCUGGACCUUCAAGCACCAACUCCCAAAUGUUAUCGAAUAUCUGCGUCUUGAGUUAGAAUUAGGAGAGGUGAAGAAAGCAGAACGAAAAGCCGCGAUGAGGAAAAUAAAGGAGGAGAAGAAGAAGGCUGCGCGGGAGCAAAAUAAGGAGUGUGUGAUUACUGUGGGCGAUAGAGUGGAGGCGAUGAGGAGGAGUGCGAUUAGGAAGAGAGAUGCUCAAUCAUUGAGCCAUGGUAAGGUACCGACUCCUGUGCAAAGAGGUGGAGUGAAGAGAAAAGGGCCGGUGAGGGUGCCGCAAGUUACGGUGCCGUCGGAUGAUGAAGCGGAGAAUGUUGAAUUGGCUGAUGAGAUUGUGGAGGAAGAGGAGGAGGAUGAUGACGAGGAGAUCGAGACCGAGGGCGAUGAUUUUGAAGAGUUCGCUCCGGAGCCAGUAGACUAUUACACCGAUGAGGAUGAAGACGAGGACGAUGACGAGAUCGAGGAGAUCCCGGCUCCUGCGCCUCGUCCUCGCUUCGAUUACGCCGUUCCAGCAGCUUCUGUAUAUGGCAAUCCAACGAGUCUAGGAACCUGGAACCAUCCAUCAAGCCUGCGUCCUGCUUACCAACCCGGUGUGCCAGGCCCAGCGUACAGGAGCAGAUUCUUGCAGCCGAACGUUGGUGGCGGUUCGACUCUGCCAACUCCGCUGUCAGCUCGCAGUCCACUUUUCGGAAACGUACCACGAGCCGAUAGCACUACUCUCGGCAGAGGUCUGGGUGCGGCCUCUCCAGUCGUAUCCAACAAUGGUGGCUUGUUUGGAAGCAGGCCAGUGGCAAGCAGUUAUCCGUCUUCGUUCAACGGAGGUGGAGGCAACGGGCUGUUUGCGAAUGCCCCAAGCUCUACUGGCGCUACGGUUGGCAGCUACGGUCGUCCAGCCGCAGCCAGAAGCUACGGCGAAGAGUAUGGAGAUCUUGAUGAAGCAACCAUCCGAGCUAUUCGCGAAGCUCGUCGCGCGCGUGCUGGCAACUAUUAUGGUGGAAGUCGAGCUCGAUUCACGCUUCCCUGCUUCAGCAAAGGCAAGAAGCAAACCCCUGUCGAAAGGAGAGCUGAGCCAGGCAAAGUGGACGAGCUAAAGCGCCGUGAUGCGAUGCGCAAGAAUUCGGUUGAUCGCCCGCACCUCAAAGGGUCAACCACAGAGUCCAAUGUGAAGCGCAGUAAUGCCCAACGUAUGAACUCGCAGAACCGACCUCACCCUGCUGAAGUGAGAUUUCGAAACCCCGAUGGAGUCAGAAGGAAGCCAGCUGUGCGAUACAAGGAUGGAGAGCGGCCGAGGUAUUAUGUCAAUUGA